Molecule: messenger RNA, 1266 nt
Organism: Limulus polyphemus (Atlantic horseshoe crab)
Lineage: Eukaryota; Metazoa; Arthropoda; Merostomata; Xiphosura; Limulidae
Product: small conductance calcium-activated potassium channel protein-like
Exons: 1
Coding region: 265-1266 (333 amino acids)
Biological process (GO): potassium ion transmembrane transport
Cellular component (GO): neuronal cell body; neuron projection; plasma membrane
Molecular function (GO): calmodulin binding; small conductance calcium-activated potassium channel activity
Source: RefSeq, a predicted model, not a curated record
CAUUUUUCUCUGAUACUAUUCCUUUUAUAUAACUUAAAACUUAAUUAUUUUGUUUCUAUCCUUUCAGUUAUCUUCUGAAAGGAAGGCGAUUCGAGUUGGAAAGCCUUAAGAGUACCUUGGAGAAGCCAUUUUGUAUCGUGAAAUGACUGUGUGAUUGUCAACCAGUUCUGUGUGGUGUGAUUCAGAAACCCGUUAGAAGACACUUUAUCUUCACGUCUAUGCGGGUCACAUAUGGUCAUUAUUUAAAUUAACUAGAGAUUAAUAAUGUCUGUAGUUAUGGUCACUCCAGUUGAAGAUGAAAGAGUAGAGUACAGCACGUGUCCUACAGAGUCUGGUGGUCUAUACUUUAGCCUGGGGGUUGGAAAUAAGAUAGAGGAAGGCUGCGUACAGCAAUCUGUAGAAACAUCACCCCUCAGGCAGAGCCCUCUAAUGCUAGGUCGCAUGUAUUCAGAACCAGAGCGCCAUCUACCAACAACUACCGAGUUUCAUACACUGGAGCAGUGUGACGCCUCUCCGCCGAACUGUCGCUCUUGCCCAGAAAUUAGACCGGAAAUACAUGUACAGGAAGUAAGAACCGAGGACGAGAGUACAGAUUCGCAAUGCCAUGCGCCUUCAACAACCAGCUGGGACGAUGAUACUGAAACAAAAGUGUGGUCGCCUCACGCGCGGCAAGUAUUGAAAACCCAACUCGAGCCAUCAACAUUAAGACGUACUGUUUCACGAGAGAGCGUGCGCAUCCCUAGAAACGGACUUCAAGUCGAUGAUAGUACCUCGGCGGUUCCGGGCGCGGUGACGACUCUCGUGCCAUCCUACACUGUUUUACCACAGUCCGGAAACCGUCAGGGGUACAGGGCGGAGCGGGAGAGUGACAUCGCCGAGAUCGCCACCGGCUCCAUGCGGGUCAAUGGGGCGAUCAGACAGUUCAAACAGUUGCGUAAACCCGCGUCGUCAUUGUGUAGCCCGUCAUCCAUGAAAACCCAGCCGCAGAACUCGACGGAGAGUGAGAACGCAGGAAUUGCUCUUGUGGGAGUGAACAGUGAAUACCCACGGUACACCGAGGAAAAGAAGCCCACAUCGGGCUUCCACAAGCCCAGUGUGGGCUAUCGGCUGGGCAGAAGGAAAGCACUCUUCGAGAAAAGAAAGCGAAUAAGUGACUAUGCGCUGGUAAUGGCGAUGUUUGGAAUUGGGAUGAUGGUUUUAGAAAACGAGCUGUCUGCCGGCGGAGUGUAUACAAAGGUAACCUUUGAUUACAUCACUCAUAGUUGA